Camellia sinensis is the source of this 3925-nucleotide messenger RNA. The record is from RefSeq and is a predicted model, not a curated record. Lineage: Eukaryota; Viridiplantae; Streptophyta; Magnoliopsida; Ericales; Theaceae.
GAUUUUGAUCUAGACGCUCCCUUCGGCGGUGAGGCUGGUUCGGCGACGGGUACGAUCGACUAUUUGAAGGGGAAGGGUUUCGUUCUUGAGAUAUGUACGGAUUCCCCCUCCCCUCUCUCUCUCUCUCUCUCUCUCUCCCCAUUUUAUUCGGUUAGUUUCUCUGCCUACAUAGCGAGAAUAGUUACAGGAGGAAGUGAAGAGUUUGUAGGUCGAAUCCGAUAUCAAUCCAUGAGACCAGAAAAACUCAGCCCUUAUGGAAAUUUUUUUUAAUCAUAAAUUAGCAGAAAAUCUGUGAUUAAAAACUCUAUUUUUAUUUUUAAACUGAAAUUACCAUAGCGUAGAUUUUACGCAUUGUCUUCAUUUGUCUUGCAAAAUUGCCCUUAUUCCUCCUCACUGUCCUGCCAUUGUUGCGCAACCAUGGCCUGCUUCAAUUGAAAAAAAAAGAAAAAGAGAUGCUAUUGUAGGAGUGGGAGUAGAAGCAUUGGUCUUUACUUUCUUACUUCUUUUUUUUCUUUUAUUAUUAUUAUUUUUUCAAUCUUAACCUAUGUUUCUAACCACCAUUUGUGUUUUUAGUGCUGCUGUGUUGGCUUUUGGGUUCAUAGGAACUCAAUUGUUUUGUGAGGUUUUUUAAUUUUUGGUUUUUAGGUUCCUUGAGUCAUACAAGAUAUAGUGUAAAUGUCAAACUUUUGAGUUAUUAAAAACAUCUGUUAUACAUGAUGCAUAACAGUGGGAUCAUUUACCCUUUUCUUUCUUUUUUUGUUUUUGCUUUGUGCUUUGUCAAUGGAAGCAAUCCUGUCCUUUUGGUUGUGCAAUGUGAUUAUAUUAUAUGUUAGUACAUGGUCCACUACUUAAAUUUGAGUAUUAUUAUAAAUUUUUUCCACUUUUACCUUUCUAAUUAUUAUCUCCACAAAACACACAAAUGAUGGUUGAGAGUUUUUUUUUCUUUGGGGCCACUGGAAUGAUGUAUGAAGUGGGAAAUGGAUUGAAAACUUUCUGAGAUAUGGGGAUGUUGUCUCUACUUUUAUUAUGGUGCUGUUUGCUGUUAAUUUAAAUGAGCCAUUUAUGAUGGUUUCUAUUUUGGGAUUUUGUACAGUUUAUGUGUUAAUUAUAAGUUUUAGAAUUUUAUUUUUUUAAAUAAGUUAUUGAAUUUUAACCUAGAAUAAAAUAUAGCAAACAUGCUUUCAAAAUGAUGAGUGAGAUCGAAGGAUAGCAUAGUGAUAUUUUAGUUUAAGGGGGGCAUCCUUGUCUGUCCUCCACAAUGAGGGGACAAAAAUUAAGUUUAUGGUAUGAUUAACUACUAAAUAAUUCUUCGUUCAAUAAAUUGAUUGAAAAACAAUGAUCACCAUAUCAUUCCAUUACCCUUCUUUCUCCCAAGAAAGAUAAUGAAACCCAAAAUUAUUGUUAAUUGUUAUGCUCAACCUGUACUUUGUGGGUGAAAAGAUUCAUGCAACUUAAAAUGAGAUGAAUGAAGAGGACCUCUGAUUCAUGUUCUGUUUUGGUAUAGUAAUGGACUUCCUACUCUUCCCAAAUGAUAUACAUGAUGGCAGUGGAUAAAAUUGGAGAUUUGGCUCAAAAUCCAAUAGUAGCCUAGUUGAUGGUCAAGUGUUGGUUCCUUUAUUGUGUUGUUGUGUGGCUGCUGCUGCUGUUAGUUAGGAGUAGACUGCUGUUGCUGUGUGUGCUGCUUUAAAUGAUAUCAAAAAACAAAAAUAAAUGAAAUCAAAGUCCCAUCUUAUUUCACUAUCAAUCCCUCCCAAACUAGCAAAUUAAGUCCUCCCUCCCCCCCUUUUAUUCUUCUUUUAUUCAAUAAAUAAAUAAUAAAUUCGCAAAAGGAUACAUUGUUUGGAAUGAAGUGUUGUUAGUUGUCUAUUGCUAUUAUUAUUUUAAAUGACUGCUGCUGCUGUGUGUGUUGCUGCUGCUGUUAGUUGUCUAAUGCUAUUAUUAUUUUAAUUUACAUUUACAUGAUCAUUAUCGUUAUCAUCAUCCAGUAGUAACGAAAUAAGCCAUGAAUAAUAGCAGAGCUUUGCCAAUGUAGUUCUCUGGGUGCAUUGAUCCAGUAUUCUAUUUAGCUUGGGUAUCAAUGGCAUAUAAUGAUAUCUUACUUUAGUGAAUGGAGCAGAAAUUUGCUAAAACUGGCUGAAAAUUAUAUCCCUGUAUUUCUCUUAAUAUAAUUGUGAAUUCAGUGACAGCUAUUUACUGGACUGCAUUCAUAUACAGAUUACUUCAACGUUUAUGUUAGAAUAGUAUUUCUUAAUCUCUCUAGCUUUUAAAUGUAUUUCUUUUUUACAUUACUUCAGCGUUUAUGUUAGAAUAGCAUUUCUUAACCAUUUUUCACAUCUAGUAAUUAGUUCUUUGCAAAAUGCAGAGGUUUCCUUCACAAACCCACGCACACUCACUUCCUAAUUAUGGUUCAGUCUUAGUAAUUUAUCAUGCUGGAUAACCUUAAUGCAAGAAUUCAAGUGACAAGUAGCUGGGUUUCAACUUUAGCAAAGGGUAAGAAGCUCGCUUAUGUGGACCAGUGCAGUUUCGUUGGAUGUACCCAUUUGAAAGAUACAUGAAGAUACUCAAAGGUUAUGUUAAAAAUCAUGCAAGACCUGAGGGAUGCAUAGCAGAAUGCUAUCUAGUUGAAGAGUGUAUGCAAUUUUGUAGUGGGUAUAUGAAGAAAGAAGUUGAAAUAGGUGCUCGACAUAAUCGCAAUACAGAGUUUGAAAGUGAAACAAUACUAGAAGGAUGCCCAAUUACUUCGGGAAAAUCAAAAACGAUACCAGAUGAUGUGUUGCAAAUUGCUCAUCGAUGUGUUCUAAUAAACAGUGCAGAAGUCCAACCUUAUAUAGAGAUGCAUGCAGAAGAGCUUAAGCGUUUGGAUAAGCGUUUCUUGAGGGAUGCUGCAUUACUACAUUCUAGACAAAUGGAAAAAGGUUGAAGAGCUUCACAAGCCUUCUACAGAAGAAGGCCCAAUGUCUAUCAAAGAUAAUGCAAUUGUUCAUGCGUUUGGUUCAGAACGCUGUGGUAGUGUACGGGGGCUUAGAUUUGGAGCAUUGCCAUUGAAAGUUGAUGCACUAGUGUACCAAAAUCAAAAUGUGGGAAAACUAAAUCAACAAAUGCUGCUCUUACAACAAGAACUCCAAGAGAUGAGAGCUGAAAUUUUAAAAGGAAAAAGGCAAAAUGAGGAACCAAGUGAAGAUGCAAUGGUUAGGAAAUGUUCUCAUGGAGAAACCCAGGGUAAGGAAAACAGUGGAAGUGGUGAACAUAGGAUGCACAAAGGUGGUGAACAUAAGAUGCACUCACAAGAAAAUAUUUGGGGUGACGAAAAUAGCGAAGGCAGUGAAAAUGAAGACAUUUGGUUGCAUGAUGAGAAUGAAAUUGGAAAUGGUGGAUCUAACUUGGACAAUGCCAAAUGCAAAUUGUUGAAUUGGGAUGGGACAAAGGUGGUGGUUGCGGAAGGCACAAUUGCAUCAAUAGAUUCUAAACAAUUGGUACAUCACGUGCCUCUUGGCCCUGGGUGUUGGAAAGUGUGGGUUAAUCAUGUCAAAGUCAAUGCACCAUUGUUUCGCCCUAAUCGUGAGAUGUUUGUGCUUGAGGAUACUAUUGGAAGCACUAUUGCUUGGCCAAACCAUUUCAUCAGCUUUGAUUUUGAGUAGAAAUUCUAAUAUCUAUGAAUAGUUUUUUAUAUGACUUUGAUGCUUUUGGAUAUAGUUUUGGAUAGUUUAGAAACUCUAACAUCUUUGGAUAGUUUUGGAUUUUGUUUAGACACUUGUAUAUGAUAUAGUUUUUGGAUGGUUUAGAACUUUUUGGACAAUUAGAAGUUAAGGAUAGUUCUUUUUGGGUGGUUUUGAAUUGAGGUUAGUUUUUGGAUGUUUGGAAUGUAUAGACAAUUGUUGAAUGUUCAUAACUUAUAUAUGGAUAUAGUUUCUUUUGAUGGUUGAAA